AUGUACACUACUGCCAUAUUUUGUACUAUGAAUCUCAACAUUAAUCUCAUUGAUUUUGGAUUUAGCCACGGAUCUAAAGAGGCCUGUGCGUGUGUAAAGAUGUCAUCUUGUGGACAUUAUAACCUUGUACUCGCUCCCGACAAUACAUGCAAUUGUUCAAAAAACACAUCUGUUAUAUUUCCCAACGGAACCUGUCCUAAUCGCCUAAUAAUCAAGUGUCGUACUUGUCAUGAAAAGCCAAAGAAGCCAAAAGCAGUUAUCAAGAAAAAAUACUAUGCUAUAACUACAGUAGAAUACAUUUAA
Molecule: messenger RNA, 303 nt
Organism: Phycomyces blakesleeanus NRRL 1555(-)
Lineage: Eukaryota; Fungi; Mucoromycota; Mucoromycetes; Mucorales; Phycomycetaceae
Exons: 3
Coding region: 1-303 (100 amino acids)
Source: RefSeq, a predicted model, not a curated record